Messenger RNA from Empidonax traillii (willow flycatcher), 2022 nucleotides. It is a transcript of the gene DDX59, whose product is annotated as DEAD-box helicase 59. Bases 154 to 1827 code for a protein of 557 amino acids. The record is from RefSeq and is a predicted model, not a curated record. Gene Ontology annotation, molecular function: nucleic acid binding; ATP binding. The transcript has 9 exons. NCBI's taxonomy places the organism in Eukaryota, Metazoa, Chordata, Aves, Passeriformes, Tyrannidae.
CCGUUGCCGGAGAGCGGGGCUGGAGCAGGCGGGGAGAAGCUUCCUGGGGUCCCCGCGGGUCCCUCCUGGGCAGCCCGUCUGUCAGUCCGGCGCUCUGCGUGAGCGCUCCCCCUGCCUGGGAGGCUGCUGAGCUUGCAGAGAGUGUACUGAAGCAUGUUUUUACCAAGAUCUGUUAAAGUCAAGAGAACUGCUGAUGAGGACAAAAGCUGUACAGCUAAGAAAAAUAANUGGCCUGUGGUGGGGACGGCUGGUGGCUUGGGGAUGUGCCUCUGGGGGUGCAUGCCGGGGCCCUGUUUCACUCACAGGGAGGAGCUGGUAAUAUGGGGCCCGAGUGCAUCCUCCUGCCUGUGGGGAAGCUGUGUCGGAGAAGAGAGGAAGAGGCGUCGAUGGCGUGGGACGGCGGGGCCGCCGUGGGAAGGUGCUGAGGAGAGGCCAACUGAACUUGCGGGGUGGUGCAGAGAUGUGGGGUGGAAGGAGUUGGAGCUUCUUAGUGCCAACUGUGUCCUCCUGCCUCCUCAGGAGCCAUCGGACAAGACAGCAGAGGCCCGGAGUGGGACGGCGAGGCAAGAGCGGUGUACUGAAGCAUGUUUUUACCAAGAUCUGUUACAAGUCAAGAGAACUGCUGAUGAGGACAAAAGCUGUACAGCUAAGAAAAAUAAACUGUCUUCUGGAGGACCUUUGCUAGAGGACAACACUGAAUUCCAAGACUGUAAAUCAGUUAGAGCAGAAACUCCUGCUUCAACGUGCAGUUUGAAUGACAUUGUACAAGAACACUCAGAACCUGUAGCUGGAGACCUUGGUGCCACUAAUACAACGUUGGGAAAGGACAGCCAAAAUACUGGGGAAGACAGCUCUUUGGAAGAACCCAUAAAAUCCUUCAGCAAAUCCCAGCGCUGGGCAGAACCCGGAGAACCUGUGUGUGUUGUGUGCGGUCGCUAUGGAGAGUAUAUCUGCGAUGAAACGGAUGAAGAUGUUUGUAGUUUGGAAUGGAAGACAGAAACCACAUCUGCCCUUAUUUUGGCACCAACAAGGGAGCUGGCGAUUCAGAUAGAGAGACAAGCUAAGGAGCUGAUGGCUGGUUUACCAAACAUGAGAACAGUUCUCCUGGUGGGAGGUUUGCCACUGCCUCCACAGCUUCACCGGCUCAAGCAAAGUGUGAAGGUUAUAAUAGCAAUGCCUGGAAGACUUCUUGAGAUUUUAAAGCAGAGUUCUGUUCAACUGCAUGGCAUAAAAAUUGUAGUGGCGGAUGAAGUGGAUACCAUGUUAAAAAUGGGUUUCCAGCAGCAAGUGCUGGAUAUUUUGGAAGACAUCUCUCACGAUCAUCAAACCAUACUGGUGUCAGCCACGAUUCCAGUGGGCAUUGAACACUUGGCAAAUCAGCUUCUGCACAAUUUUGUAAGAAUAACAAUUGGAGAAAAGAAUCUGCCGUGUUCCAAUGUUCGCCAAAUUAUCCUGUGGGUAGAAGAACCAUCUAAAAAGAAAAAGCUGUUUGAAAUACUAAAUGGCUAUUGGAAGGACUUCCAUUUAGUAUUGAUAACUUACAAUUCAUUUAUGCCUUUUCAGGUUGGAAGAGCAGGAAGGUUGGGUCACAGUGGAACUGCAAUUACUUUUAUCAAUAACAACAGCAAGAAGCUCUUCUGGGAUGUUGUGAAAAGAGUAAAACCUACAGGCACCAUUCUUCCCCCACAGCUUCUUAAUUCCCCAUAUCUGCAUGACCAAAGGAGAAGGGAACAACAGAGACUUAAACAAUUACAGAAUAGCCUUGUAACAGGAGAUAAUGUUAUGGACCUUAUUAGAAAACACAACAGAAAUAAUUCUCAGAGGUAAUAAAGAUAUAUUUAUAGUUAUGUAAUUACAACGAAACUAUAAUUAAAAAUAAACAUGAAAUUAUGCUUUGUGUAUUGCGGUUUUUAAAGAAGUUUGGCAGUUUUUUAAGGAGAGUCAUUUUUAUCUUUAUUUUGAAGUACAGACUGUAUGUUUGAGUUACAAUAGUGCCUAGUAAAAAUACUCUAACCCUGCUAU